Molecule: messenger RNA, 924 nt
Organism: Carlito syrichta (Philippine tarsier)
Lineage: Eukaryota; Metazoa; Chordata; Mammalia; Primates; Tarsiidae
Gene: ZFP42
Product: ZFP42 zinc finger protein
Exons: 1
Coding region: 1-924 (307 amino acids)
Biological process (GO): regulation of transcription by RNA polymerase II
Cellular component (GO): transcription regulator complex; PcG protein complex
Molecular function (GO): DNA-binding transcription factor activity, RNA polymerase II-specific; RNA polymerase II cis-regulatory region sequence-specific DNA binding
Source: RefSeq, a predicted model, not a curated record
AUGAGCCAGCAACUGAAGAAACGGGCAAAGACAAGGGGCCGGAAGAGCCUGGGCAGAAAAGCCCCCAGUGGGACUGAAUCGAGGAAAAGCAAGCCAAGCAGCCCCCGGCAGGCCGCAGUGGAGCCUCUCGACACAGCAUGGGCCUUCAGUGAUGAUGGAGAGUGCUUUGAGGCGGACCAUGAGGCGCUGGGGGAGGGCUCCUUCCCUGACUGUUACAUCGAGUGCAUCAUACGGGGUGACUUUUCUGAGCACAUCCUGGAGGAGGACUCACUUUUCAAGUCCUUUGAAAACAUCAAGGAAGCUUCAGACCAGGAGCUUUCUCAACAGGUGCUCGAAGCCAGCUCCCUCAUUGAGCGUUCUUUGGAGCACAUGAAAACGGGGGCCGAAGAAGGCCUUCCACGACAGGUCACUGGAGAGAGUUCACGCGAGUACUCCGAGUACAUGACAGGCAAGAAGCUGCCACCCGGAGGAAUACCGGGCAUUGACCUAGCAGAUCCUAAACAACUCGCAGAAUUUGCUAGAAAGAAGCCCAAAAAAAACCAGGAACGUGACGGUCUGGAGACCAUCGCUUGUCCUCAGACUGGAUGCACGAAGAAGCUGAGCAGCAGGGCUGCCCUGAAGAAGCAUGUCCUCGUCCAUGGGCCCCGCGACCACGUGUGUGCAGAGUGUGGGAAGGCGUUCCUGGAGAGCUCGAAGCUGAAGAGACACUUUCUGGUCCACACCGGAGAGAAGCCGUUUCAGUGCACUUUUGAAGGCUGUGGAAAGCGCUUUUCUCUGGACUUCAACUUGCGUACACACGUGCGCAUCCACACGGGUGAGAAGCGCUUCACGUGUCCCUUUGAAGGCUGUGACAGGAGGUUUGUUCAGUCAAGUAACCUGAAGGCUCAUAUCCUAAUUCACGCAAAGACCAAAAAGACUCCGUGA